AUGAAGUACUAUACUCUCUUGGCCCUCCUAGCCACGGGGUCUACGGCGUCGAUAAACGUGGCCGACGACAUCUCACGUGGGUUCAGGAUGGGCGUCCUGCCGAGGCAAGCCCAAGUCAACAACCUGCAAGCGUUCACGAGCGGGCUCGGCGGCGUGGGCGCCACGGCCAUCACACAGUCCAACGACCCCAAGAGGCAGUUCGACGUGGAUGGCGAUACCUUUCCUGACUUCGAGAGCGCCGCCAACAGGGCCUGCGACAAUCAGCACAACGAGUGCGCCCGCAAGGCGAACAACGGGGGUGGGGCUUUCUCCGUCCCGGAUUGUGACAAGCAGUCGACUCAAUGCAAGGCGGCUAUUGGCAGCGCGACCAAGACGAGCUUCGUUAGCCUUUUUAAAUCCGAUGACCAGUUCGAUAUCUUCUGCGACACGUGA
Messenger RNA from Phialemonium atrogriseum, 432 nucleotides. Its product is annotated as neurofilament medium polypeptide protein. NCBI's taxonomy places the organism in Eukaryota, Fungi, Ascomycota, Sordariomycetes, Cephalothecales, Cephalothecaceae. The coding region runs from base 1 to 432 and encodes 143 amino acids. The transcript is spliced from 3 exons. The record is from RefSeq and is a predicted model, not a curated record.